Molecule: messenger RNA, 2036 nt
Organism: Pararge aegeria (speckled wood butterfly)
Lineage: Eukaryota; Metazoa; Arthropoda; Insecta; Lepidoptera; Nymphalidae
Product: protein SMG9-like
Exons: 11
Coding region: 11-1822 (603 amino acids)
Biological process (GO): nuclear-transcribed mRNA catabolic process, nonsense-mediated decay
Molecular function (GO): odorant binding
Source: RefSeq, a predicted model, not a curated record
UAUACCGAAAAUGACAUUUGGACGCCUUGUAUUUUUCUUUUGCUUCAUCGGGGCAUCGUUUGCCCGAUCUGAACAAGAGAUUAAGAAAUCUUUUGUCCAAACAGCUGUAGAAUGCGCCAAGGAAAUCCCGGUUUCCGGAGAGGAAUUUCAAAAGCUGAAGGACACACACGUCGCCGAGAACAAGAACGUCAAGUGUCUUGUUAAGUGUGUCUUGCAGAAACAAGGAAUGGUUGACGACAAAGGCAUGUUCGAUGAAAACGGCUCAAUCAAAAUGGCAGAAAGAGAAUACGCUGAUGACAAAACCAAACUGGAGAACGCGAAAAAAUUGUACGAAGUUUGCAGAAAGGUAAACGAUGAACAGAUUAGCAAUGACGACCAAGGCUGCGAAAGAGCAGCUCUCCUAUCUAACUGUCUCACGGAGAAUGCUCCUAAGUCUUCAGCCACUCCACGGAGGCCUGUCAUUCUAAAAUCUGAUCGGGAUGUGUCAAAGGAUCAGCCAAAAGAGAAAAGUGAAAAGGAAAAGCCUCCUACUAUCAUUCUUAAAACCCGUGAGCAUAGUACCCCAAAAGAUGAAAGGCCCGCGAGCCCACGGUCUCAAGGAAAUGAUGUUGAAGGUACACAACCUUCUAAAAUUGCUCAAAAUGAAAGUAAGGAAAGGAAAGACCAAAAGUUUAAGUUGAUGUCUGAACCUGUAAAAUUAUUGGAUGAGAAUUUAGAAUUUAACAAUGCAGCCUAUGAAUUUCUUAAUGAUGCUAAUAGCAACUACCUGGUUGUUGGUGUAAUUGGAACUCAAGGUGUUGGCAAAUCUAUGGUACUCAAUCUAAUAGCACAAAAUGUGCCUCUAAAUGAUCUCAGUAGACAAAUAUUAAAUUCUCAUGAAGUUUCACCUGAACCAACAGCAGAAGCAAACAAUUUGACACCAGUAGAAUCUCAAAUGGAAAGCUUGAACAUUACUGAAGCUGCAAAUAAAAAGUCUCAAGACAAAAAUACAUUCAAAUUUAAAAUGCAGGAUAUUGAGUUCAUAGAAAGAGGGGUUCAUUGCACUAAAGGUAUAGACAUGUACGUAACAAACGACCGUGUAAUACUACUUGAUUGUCAGGCGUUGUGGUCACCGUCUCUAAUAGAAGAAACGAACACAAAUCCAGUGACAGCUAGAAGUGCAAACAUUCUCACAGUGGAUUGUCUGCAGAUUGCAUCAUAUUUAAUGGCUGUAUGUCAUGUUUUGAUUGCAGUACAAGAUUGGUUUGCGGACUAUAAUUUUAUACGCUACAUACAAACCGCAGAAAUGUUAAAGCCAUCUCUGUCAGCAUCAAACACGGUGAACACAAGCCAAGAGAGCUCAGAAUACAACAGCAGUGUUGAGAGUCAUCCUCAUCUUUUGCUGUUACACAAUAGAUGUCAACUCGAAGAUUAUACGCCAGAAGCCGUGUAUACUAUGCAGGAUUUAUAUCGGAACGCGUUCCAGAAGUCUAACCUACAGCUCAAUUCUGGGAUGUACAUGUACAGUGACACCAAUAAGAAUGGUCUGAACAUUGACAACGUGUGUAAGGGAUAUAAUGUCGACGCUUGUGGAUCGCCAAUGAAUCUUUUUCUCCUGCCGGAAAUCUAUAGUGAUUUUGAUAAUCGAGAUAUAUAUCGCGGUCAUCCGCAAUUCGAGCAACUAGCUAAACGUCUCAGAUGGAUGGUGUUAGGAGUGAACCGCCAUCAAAUAACCACAGUGCCAAACUUGUCCGAGAAGGGAUGGUUCCAAUUCUGCAGUAAAGCCUGGGAGACGAUCCGGAAAUGUCCGUUCUUUAUAGAAUAUGAACGAUUCUUACCUUAGCUCUAGAAACAUGUAUGAAAUAAAUAUGUAAGUAUCACAGAAUUAGGACCAUACAGAAUCCGUGUACACGGCUAAUAUUGAAGCCACUCCAUUACAGUAGUGUUUGUCGAACAGGCGGUUAGUCACUUCAUUCCAUUUAGCAAUUUACACUAAUUAUUUUACCUCUAAUGUUCUAAACGUUAACCAUAUUCCGCGGGUGUGAAGUGAGACGUGC